This is a messenger RNA of Phoenix dactylifera (date palm), 777 nucleotides long. Its product is annotated as non-specific lipid transfer protein GPI-anchored 15-like. NCBI's taxonomy places the organism in Eukaryota, Viridiplantae, Streptophyta, Magnoliopsida, Arecales, Arecaceae. The record is from RefSeq and is a predicted model, not a curated record. Gene Ontology annotation, biological process: lipid transport. Gene Ontology annotation, molecular function: lipid binding.
CUUUCUCCCUUCAACUCCAAACAUAAGAACUCUCUGCCUUAAAACUCCUCACCAUCUCCCUCACCUCCCACAUAUCAAAUGGCGACAGGUAGGUUCUGCGUCAGCUUUGCAGCCAUCCUCAUGGCCAUGCUAUGGAUGGGCGCCUCGGCUCAAUCGAGCAGCUGCACGUCCGCCCUCGUUAACUUGUCUCCCUGCCUGAACUACAUAACCGGCAAUGAGUCAACGCCAUCAAGCUCCUGCUGCUCGCAGCUUGCCUCCGUAGUCCAGUCGGAACCACAGUGCCUGUGCACGGUCCUCAAUGGGGGAGCCUCGUCGCUUGGGAUCGCCAUCAACCAGACGCAGGCUCUAGCCCUUCCUGGUGCCUGCAACGUUCAAACUCCACCAGUUAGCCGGUGCAAUGCUAUUGGCGGACCGGCUGGCUCCCCAACUUCACCGUCGGUGCCAACCGUUCCUUCAGGUGGUGGAUCCAAGGAUGUUCCAGCAACAGGCACUGAUUUUUCAGAUGGGGCUGCUGUCAAAAUACCAGUGUCUAGCAUGCUCUCGCUUCUCUUCGCUGCGGCAUACCUUUCCGCAUCUUAAUUCUUACACCAAUUUCUAAGACGUUCUGUUAGUCUCUAGAAUAGGGAGCUCUGUUUUUCCAAUAGAUUAUAAGCAUGGAUGGUACAUGAUGUAUGGUUGAUACUCUAUUCUUUGGUUCUGUUUUUGUGAUUGAUGUGUACCCUAUUUGAGAAUAUUUGAGUUUGCACUGCAUAAUAAAAAGAGAUAUCUUUGUAUUUA